AAUAAAAACAUUAUUAUCAAUGCACUUAACCAUAUUUUAAUCAAUAAAAAAUAAAUUGGAAUAUAAAGUGAAUAAAUUUUGCAUUAAAAUUAUAAAAUAAUACUUAUUUUGAAACAAAAAUUUUACUCUAGAAUAACAUUUAAAUUGAAACGGUGGAAGAAUCUUACAUGGUUGUUAUUUAGUUAAUUUAAGGACAUGAGAACUUUACAAUUAAAGGAUGAUGGGCAUAUAUAUAUAUAUUUUCUUGUAACUUAUGUUGGGCAUACAAUUAAUAUCCUCUGUCUUCACUAUGAUUUUAGGAAUUUAAAAUCUACAGUAUUUGUUACAUAUGUCAACUCGAUCUAGAUUAAUUAUUUUUUACAACAGCAAAUUAUGGAACCAAGAUUCUUUGGAAAAUAGUCGAGCGUUUUCAAAAGUACUAGUUUUAUGAAUUUUCCUUAGUUGAUCCUUAUGCUCUUUAUUUCGCUUAAUAAUUGAGAUUGAUGUUACAUAUUAAGAGUUUUCCAUUAUCACACUUAAUAUUAUCAAUCAAAUUAGUCAUGUUCACACAUAAUUUAUUUAAAUAUAUAUGUAUAUAUUUCUUAAUUAUUUUUAACAAAAGAAUAUAUAUUUAAGUAUAUAAAAUCUGAUUUAAUAUAUUUUGGAUAUGGAUCUGAAAAUAAUCAAUAUCUUUAAGUAUGUAAAAUCUGAUUCUGAUCUAUUUGGGAGGUGUUAUUGGUUUAUACAUUUUGACUGAUUUAGAAAUUCAUAGAGUAUUUAUAAAUCCAAGUAAAAUAUGCAAAUCCGGAGAUUUUCCCUCGGAUUUGAGUCUUUGUAUUUUUAACUAAAAAAUCCAAACAAAUCCAUUCAAAUCUAUUAUAAAAUCAAAUAUAUUAGUAAAUCCGUACGAUUGAAUAACACUUGAUUUGAUAUAGAAUUUAUGAAUCAUUAAACCAAUAACACCUGAUUUUAAUACAGAUUUGAAAAUCACAAAACCAAUAACACUAGAUUUAGUUCGGAUUUUCAAAUCCAUUUUACUUGGAUAUCCGAAAUAUUUUGGUUUGGGUCGAAUUCAGUUCUGAUUUUUUAGAUACUAAAACUUUGAUUUUUUUUGGAUUUUUAAUAGUUUUGAUUUGGGUUCAUUACUAUGUUUUCAGACAAGAUUUGGUUUGGUUCUUCGGUUUUGAGUUUUUUGUCCCGCCUAGUUGUAAUGACCGGAUUUUAAUAUUAUUGAACUUCUUGUUAUGAGUAUAGUGUUAUUAUAUGUCAAAAAUAAAUUUUGUUUGAAUGAGAAAUGAAAAUUUAAUAAAAGUUAUUUGUAAAAUAUUCAUAUUAAAAAUAUGUGAUGAAAAUUUUCUUCUGUAUAAAAGAGAGAGAAUAGAUCAAAGUUUAGUAGUGGAAAAAUAUAUUUGGACCAAACCUAAAUUUCAUGUUUUGAAAUCUAGUAAAUGGGUCAAGAGAUUAAUAAAUAAAUUAGACUUAUUAGGCCUACUUUUAUUUUUAUUUUAUCUUAAAAUUUGUGGCUAAUAAAGUUGAACCAAAAUAAAAUAAAAUAAAAUAUCUUUGCUAGUUAAAUUGGUCAACGUGAAUUAAUGGAGAUAGUGCAUGAAAAUUUGAUUUGAUUUGAUUUGUAACUUACAUCUAAAUGCACAUCCAUAUAAUUAUGAUGAGAAUAUUUCGCAAUCUGCAUUUUUAUUGCCUACAUUGAAGAUGACGUUAGGACGGUGGCUAUAUAAAGCUAGAAUCAUCUCAUUACAAGACCACUCAUCCAAUGCAAACAAAAACAACAUUCUCUUACAUUUUUUUCUUUUGUGUUUGACAUUAUAACAUAGUUUUAUGUUCCACUUUUCUUGAUUCUGCUAUAAGUCUUUUCCAUUACGGAUACGGUACAUAUGUUAUUAUAUAUAUUUUUUUAUUUGUAGCUUUUGUUUUAGGUAUCAAAAUUGCUCAUCUACACGCUUUUUUUAUAUAAUUUCCUUAGUAUAUAUUAUUUUCGUGGUCAACUGUAUACACAUUCAAAACCAAAUCUAGAAUCUGUAUAGGUUUUUUUAAUAUUUGUAUUGUACGUACUGAGAUUUUCUAUGGGUUAAUUUGUUGAAUAACUAUAUUGAAAGAAAAUAUUAGUUUUGUAGUAAGAGAGUAGAGAGAGAUAGGAAGAAAAAGAAGGAGAGAGGGAAGAAAAUGGUUAGUUAGUGAAAUAUAAUUUUUUUGUUGGUUAUUGGUUCAAAUUUCCCAUUUUCUAAGUUGUUUUGAUAUAUUUUUUUGGAUAAAUCUUCAUUUUCCAAUAAUUUUUUUAAUGUAUAAAUAAUUAAUCUAUUAAGUCUUUGUGCGUUACGUAAACGUGUUUAUUUAACCAUAUAUUUAUCAUAUUUCUUUCCACAGACUCAACCGCAACUUUGGCCGGCGAUCAUCAUGACUUCGGAAGAAGUUGAACCAACCCAAAUAAACAAGACGGUUCCUGAGUCACCGUCGUCGUUUCCAUCGCUACCAGACGAAAUCAUAGAGAACAUUCUUGCCCGUGUCUCGAGAUGGAAGUACCCAUCGCUCUCUCUCGUCUCAAAGGGAUUCCACUCUCUCUUAUCAUCUAGGGAGAUCUACAAGACGCGAUCUCAAAUAGGAGCCAAUGAAACAUGCGUCUAUGUCUGGUUAAAGUUGCCCGGUCAUCCUUGUGCGAGCUGGUUUAGCCUUCGGACGAAACCUAAUAAUCAAAAUCAAACCAAGCAGAGAAGGAAGAUGAGGUUUAAGCGCGACCCGAGUGGAUUUUCUGUUGUUCCUAUAGCUUCCUCUCCUACCGAUUCUUUUCCCGAACUAUAUUACACCAAAACGGUUGGUCCGGAAAUCUACAUAAUCGGUGGACCCUACGUUAACAAACCGUCUUCCUCAGUUCGGAUCUUCGACUGUCGGAGUCACACUUGGCGUGAUGGCCCUAAGAUGACCGUGGCUAGAAAGCAUGCCAAUACAGUUGUACUCGAUGAGAAAAUUUAUGUGAUGGGAGGUUGCGAUAUUGACGCGUACUAUGCCAACUGGAUUGAGGUAUUUGACGUUAAAACUCAGUCAUGGGCAGCCUUUCCUGGGCCGGGCGUUGAUGAGUUAUGCAACCACUUUCGCAAAAGACGUUGCUAUAAUGUUAAUGUGUUCGAAGGGAGAAUUUACUUACUGGCAGGUGAUAUGGAAUACACUUACGAGCCGAAAGAUGGUACAUGGAAACUUGUCAAAGAGAUAUCGAGUUUCCUAUCCGAUGAUUCCGUGUACGCUUGGAGUGAGAUUGGGAAGGUAAUAUGUUGUCGCACUCGCUCCGGUUAUUUAAUGUGGUCUGCCUCUGAGAAUGAGGGUAGAGUAUGGAGAGAGAUUAAGGGUUUGAAAAAAUUGCGUAGGCACCCUACAAGAGGUUUAAAUCUUGGGUAUGUGUUUGCACUGUUGGACUGUGGUGGCAAACUUUUAGUUAUGUGGGAUCCUUAUCGCAUUUCUGGUAUCAGAAGCAAGAAAAUUUGGUAUGCCAAGAUUUCUUUAGAAUCAAGAUGCAAUGGACGCGAGGUGUGGGGAAAAGUUGAGUGUGUCGAUGUGCUUACGUUUCCUGUCGAAUCAUAUGAAGGGUUGGAUUGUUUAACUGCUUCUGUUUGAUGUCUCUUACAAUGCUGUAUGAGUUGUUUCUUGGUUCUUUUACUUUUAAAAUGCUGUUUUGUUCUUUUUUUUUAAUAAAGGUUUUGUUCUUUGAGAGUUGAGAAGCCGGGUUUUUUUCUUUAAUGUUAAACAUUUAUGCUUUAAUCAUAUAGUAUGUGCAAUCGCAUUAUUUUACUCUUAUGCCACAAUUUUUUCUUUAUAAGGAUUGUGAAUAUCAUUAAUCAAAAUGAGUGAGUUUGUAGUAGUACAAAGGUUAAAAACGAGAAGCAAUCAAAAAUACCAAAAUUAUCUCAUUUUAAACUUUUUGACAACAUCAAAAAUACUUUUCCAUAUUACAACGAGCUUUAACUAUGUUCAUUGCCUACAUGACAGAAAUUUUCUAGAUAAAAACAAAUUUUUCUUUGAUUAAAUCUGUUCAAAAAGAAGCCACUUCAUUAAAAUUUGCUCUAUAAAAU
Messenger RNA from Brassica napus (rape), 4055 nucleotides. Its product is annotated as F-box/kelch-repeat protein At5g39560. The record is from RefSeq and is a predicted model, not a curated record. The coding region runs from base 2392 to 3600 and encodes 402 amino acids. Gene Ontology annotation, molecular function: protein binding. The transcript has a single exon. NCBI's taxonomy places the organism in Eukaryota, Viridiplantae, Streptophyta, Magnoliopsida, Brassicales, Brassicaceae.